Molecule: messenger RNA, 2058 nt
Organism: Closterium sp. Naga37s-1
Lineage: Eukaryota; Viridiplantae; Streptophyta; Zygnematophyceae; Desmidiales; Closteriaceae
Source: the annotation of a GenBank genome assembly
AUGGCGGAUGGCGGCCCCGUCGGAUCAACGGCUAGCGAUUGUGGCUUCUGGUGUCUGGUUACCAGUCGCCGGUUCGCGGAGGCUGUUUCGUCGCUGGCGAAGCCGAGAGACGUGGUGCUGCGGCCCAAGGAGGAGCAGGAUAUGGUGGGGUUCGGAUGGCGGGAGAUUCUGGGGUUGAAGGACAAGUCUCAGGGGAACGCUGAGCUUGCUGCUGAGACGCAUCAGGUGUACUACGUCACGAAUCGGGUGUGCGAGAGGGAGGACGAGAAGAUGGGCAGGGUGUACGGCAAGCACAUGGACAGUGUGCUGCACGUUGGCGUGGUGGAUGUGAGUUAUAACGGGAUGCUCUGGCUCCCUUUUAAAGAGGGAGUGAGAGGAUGGGAGGAUGGGAGGAUGGGCAAUGUGUACGGCAAGCACAUGGACAGUGGGCUGCACGUUGGUUUGGUGGAUUGGGAGGAUGAGCAAGGCAAGAUGGAUGGCAAGAUUGAUGGCAAGAUGGAUGGCAAGAUGGAUGGCACGAUUGAUGGCAAGAUUGAUGGCAAGAUUGAUGGCAAGAUUGAUGGCAAGAUUGAUGGCAAGAUUGAUGGCAAGAUUGAUGGCAAGAUUGAUGGCAAGAUUGAUGGCAAGAUUGAUGGCAAGAUUGAUGGCAAGAUUGAUGGCAAGAUUGAUGGCAAGAUUGAUGGCAAGAUUGAUGGCAAGAUUGAUGGCAAGAUUGAUGGCAAGAUUGAUGGCAAGAACAUGGGCAUUGGGCUGCAUGUGGGCAUUGGGCUGCAUGUGGGCGUGGUGGAUCGCGGCCUGGAAUUCAACGGACCCAUGGUGGUGUACAGCUGGCCCACCGUGGGGCGGCCGUCCGUGUCGGUGGGGCUGGGUGUGAUCAGCCUGUACCGCCAGGAUGAGGUCACAUGCAUGCAGGCCGCUCCUGAACUCAGGGAUUUGCUGCAGAUGCUGUCUAGAGAAGUGGGAGCCAAGGCGGUGCAUGUGAUGGCAUACAGCAUGGGUGCGCGCACGCUACUAGAGGCCCUCCGCCUGUCCGCGCUCUCCCCGCCGCACCUGGACCCCUUCCACGCCCGCACCGGCGUCACCUCCCACAUCUACUUCAUGGCUCCUGACGUCGCUGCUCACUCCUUCUCCUCGGUCAUAAGGAAAUUCAAGUUUCCCGGGAUUGCGUGGGAAGGGGAGACGGAGGAAAGUGAGAAGCUUGCUGGGAGAGCGUUGGAAACAGGGGCAGAGGAGGGGGAAACGGGUUUUGGCGCUUCAGAUGCCAGCUCCCCUUUGACCUUUCUCCAGCCCGCCCGGCAAGUGAAGGCAGCACCUGUGGUGUUGCCAUUGCCAUCUUCCUCUGCACAUUCCUCUGCACAUUCCUCUGCACCUUCCUCUGCACCUUCCUCUGCACCUUCCUCUGCAACUUCCCCUGCACCUUCCUCUGCACCUUCCUCUGCACCUUCCUCUGCACCUUCCUUUACGCCUUCCUCCACAUAUGACUUAAAUGCACACAGUCACGAUUCCAUGAUAGAGAGGAUCGCAGACGUGUGGAACGUGGCUGGGGAGAGCACGUCAGGCUGGGUAACGCUACGACAGGCUUGGCAGGAGGUUCGGGAAAAGGGGCUGAUGGAGGUUUGGAGUGAGAUAUUCCACCCACCAGGCCUUGCCGAACCUGGUGGCCAUGGGUCUGCCAAGGCUGUGCCAGGCCUUGGAGCCUCCGAACCAGAGAGUUUUGGAGGUGCAUCCGAGCAUGUUGUCCAAACCAGAGAAGCAGGAGGUAACGAGGCUGAGCAUAGGAAAAUCGUGGAGAUGGGUGCCAUUCUUAUGUCCCCUAUGUGCCAUUCUUAUUUCCCCUAUGUGCAGGUGCAUGCAGGGCGAGGGUCUGAUGACUUCCUCCUCUGUUGUGGACACAGGGCAUUUGACACGGUAGACGUUAGUCUCCUCAACAGCAGGCUGCUCAGCACGGGGCACUUCUACCUCUUCCAUUAUGGCUUUCCCUCCUUCCCUUCUGCACCCCUCUUUCUUUUCUCCCCUACCGGUACCCUUACAGGUGCGUGCAGGGAGAGGUUCCGAUGA